Messenger RNA from Pseudoliparis swirei, 2921 nucleotides. RefSeq names its product mutL homolog 1, colon cancer, nonpolyposis type 2 (E. coli) (gene mlh1). Bases 269 to 2428 code for a protein of 719 amino acids. The record is from RefSeq and is a predicted model, not a curated record. Gene Ontology annotation, biological process: mismatch repair. Gene Ontology annotation, molecular function: mismatched DNA binding; ATP-dependent DNA damage sensor activity; ATP hydrolysis activity. The transcript has 19 exons. Gene Ontology annotation, cellular component: MutLalpha complex. NCBI's taxonomy places the organism in Eukaryota, Metazoa, Chordata, Actinopteri, Perciformes, Liparidae.
GAUCUCAACCCUGACCAGGAUGACAUCAUCCACAAGCGACACUUCCUUGAACCGGAAGUCAAGAUACUACAGAAAGUACGGCGCCUUUCACUGUACUGACAUUUUAAGGCAGAGUGAGAGUUCGUCUUAUUAAAAAAAAUCUUUGAUCCUAUCCACGCUCGGUUUCUUGUACGCGUUGUGAUGCUACAUUAAACCAUACAUACAUCCUUGUUUUCUCCGUAACUAACUGUGUUUCACCGGUAAUCCCUGCCGUUGCACCACCGUCAACAUGGCGGGAGUCAUCCGGAGGCUUCACGAGACUGUUGUGAACCGCAUCGCCGCAGGAGAAGUCAUCCAGCGUCCCGCCAACGCAGUCAAGGAGCUGAUUGAAAACUGCUUGGACGCAAAGUCCACCAACAUCCAGGUGACGGUGAAAGACGGCGGGCUGAAGCUGCUCCAGAUCCAGGACAACGGCACCGGCAUCAGGAGAGAAGACAUGGACAUCGUCUGCGAGAGGUUCACCACCAGUAAACUCCAGACCUUUGAGGACCUCUCGGCGAUCUCCACCUAUGGCUUCAGAGGCGAGGCCCUGGCCAGCGUGAGCCACGUCGCCCAUGUGACCAUCACCACGAAAACAGCCGAUGCCCAGUGCGCCUACAGAGCCAACUACAGCGACGGUAAACCCAAAGGUCUUCCCAAGCCGUGUGCCGGCAACCAGGGAACACAGAUUCUGGUGGAGGACCUCUUCUACAACGUGUCCACCAGGAGGAAAGCUCUGAAGAGCCCCGGUGAUGAGUACUCCAGGAUCGUGGAGGUGGUCAGCAGGUACGCCAUUCACAACUCUGGGAAAAGUUUCUCCGUGAAAAAGCAAGGAGAGACGGCGGCCGACGUGAGGACGCUGCCCAACGCCUCCGUGGUCGACAACAUCCGAGCGGUGUUCGGGAACGCGGUCAGCAGGGAGCUGAUCCACGUCGGCUGCGAGGAUCAGAAGCUCGCCUACAAGAUGGACGGAUACGUCUCCAACGCCAACUACUCGGUGAAGAAGUGCGUCCUGGUGCUCUUCAUCAACCAUCGUCUGGUGGAGUCGAGCGCGCUGAAGAAAGCCAUCGAGACGGUCUACGCCGCCUACCUGCCCAAGAACACGCACCCGUUCCUCUACCUCAGUUUGGAGAUCGCUCCGCAGAACGUCGACGUGAACGUCCAUCCCACGAAGCACGAGGUGCACUUCCUGCACGAAGACGGCGUCAUCGAGAGCGUCCAGAAACACGUGGAGAGCAAACUGCUCGGCUCCAACUCGUCACGCACCUACUUCACUCAGACGUUGCUGCCGGGCCUGGCGGCGGCCGGCGGCGGCGCUGAGGUCAAGUCCCCCGGCGCCGAGUCCGGCCAUCAGGUCUCCGCUCGCCAGAUGGUGAGGACCGACUGCCGGGCGCAGAAGCUGGACGCCUUCCUCCGGCCCAAAGAGAAGCCCGACCCAGAAGCAGCCGGUCCCAGCGGCGGGGGCGCCGCGACCAACGCCGCCAGCGACGAGAUGGAGGAGGCGGACGACGAGGACAUGCUCAGGGCCGUGGCCGAGCAGGAAGCGGAGGGGUCAAAGGUCAACGAAGGCGAUGCUGACGGCGCUCACAGGAAGCGACUCAGGAAGGAGCCGCAGGACGAAGACGAGGAGCCGCCGGCUGCCGAGACGAAGAGGCGAGUCAUCAAGCUGAGCAGCAUCAAGGAGCUCCGAGCGGAGACGACGGAGAACUGUCACCGAGGGCUUCAGGAGAUGCUGCAGGCCCACUCCUUCGUGGGCUGCGUGACCCCCCAGUGGACCCUGAUCCAGCACCGCACCAAGCUGUACCUGCUCAACUGCACCAAGCUGAGCCAGGAGCUCUUCCAGCAGAUCGUCAUCUACGACUUCGGGAACCUGGGCGUCCUCAGACUGUCGACCCCGGCUCCACUCUACGACCUCGCCAUGCUGGCCCUGGACUCAGAGGAGAGCGGCUGGACGGAGGAGGACGGGCCCAAAGAAGGUCUGGCUCGGUACAUCGUGGACUUCCUGAAGAAGAAGACCGAGAUGCUGGAGGACUACUUCUCCGUGGAGAUCGACCAGGACGGGAACCUGACCGGCCUGCCGCUGCUGCUGGACCGGUACACGCCGCUCAUGGAGGGGCUGCCCAUGUUCGUCCUGCGCCUGGCCACCGAGGUGAACUGGGACAACGAGAAGGAGUGCUUCAGGGACCUGAGCCGGGAGUGCGGCAUGUUCUACUCCGUGAGGAAGCAGUACGUCCUGGAGGCCGGCGAGCAGCCGGAGGCCGAGGGGAAGUCGUGGCGGUGGAGCGUGGAGCACGUCCUCUUCAAGGCCUUCCGGACCCUCCUGAGUCCCCCGAGGAGCUUCAGCGAGGACGGCGCCGUGCUGCAGAUCGCCAACUUACCGGACCUCUACAAAGUGUUCGAGAGGUGCUGAACCGGCUCAGACCCGUUUACUCUCCGGUGAAUAAAGACCGCGAGGCUUCGGCGAGCUUCAUGAGGAGGAGCCGGAACGCUGCCAGGAAAUCCAAAUGUUCCAGCACUUUCUGUUCCAGCUGGAACACGAGGAACACGAGCUCUGUAAAUGAAUGUUUCCAUGACGGACUUUACAAGUUAAGCACGAGCAGCAUGUGGGGAGAAGGAACAGCUCAUUUGUUCCCACGACUUAUGUAAAGUAAAAACGUCUUUGUCUUUAUUCAUGUGACAAACUCAAACCAGGAAUAAAGUGAACCAGACGGCUGAUUCCAAGCUGCAUCUCAGAAACCAGCAUACAUGUGAAUAACACUAACAUAGUAAUGCUGUAAUAACACUAACGCUGUAAUAAGUCAUGACUAAUGACUAGGGAUGGGUAUCGUUUGGGUUUUUUCCGAUACCGGUGCUAAACCGGUACUUUUAAAACGAUACCGGUGCCUGAACCGAUACUUCUUUUU